UUUGGGUUCAGGAACGAUGAAUUUUCACAGAUUGUUCAGUACGCUCUGGACGAUCCAUCGCGUUAGAUCGGAAACCGUUCUCGGAGGAGAAUAGCCCCACGGUUCCGGUAAAACCACCAAGUUAAAUUCUCACACGAAUAAAAUUGAAACUUUGGGGAUAAAAUUAUUUUAGUGUGUUGUGAUCUUGUCUAGUUUAAGUGAAUAUAUAGCACGAAGAAGGGGGUAUUUUUGCGACCCUUUUUCACCUUCUGAGUCACCCAGAGGAUUUUUUCAGCUGAACAGAGCCCUACAAGGGGCAAGACAGGGAGCCACUAUGGGCAUCCCAUACAGGCGGCUCGUGACAAUUGCAACGAUUUUAUUUUGUGUGGUUGGAACCAGAGCGGACUCGCGCAGACGCUACAUAAAUCAAAGACAAUUCUGGAAUGAUCCGAGCAGCGGAGGAGUGGGUCUCUUCAGACGACCAGACUACUAUAGAUCGACACCGGAACCUGUUCAACCGGAAGUAGACCCAAGUUAUGACAUCAUUGACACUGCAAGUGGACGUCUACAUGGACCAAAGAGAAAUUGCACGAGUAGCGGAUGCUGUAUCCCCAAGUGUUUUGCAGAAAAAGGCAACAGAGGAUACCCCGGAGUACCUGGUGUACCCGGUCCCAAAGGUGUCCAGGGUUUUGCUGGGGCUGAAGGAUUGAUUGGGUCCAAAGGAAUGAAGGGUGAACCUGGCCCAUCGGGUCCACGAGGCCCAAAAGGUGAUCGAGGUGCUCAGGGUAGUCCUGGUUUUCCCGGUGCAGCCGGUUUUCCCGGACAUAAAGGAGAAGAUGGUCCCCCAGGUAUUCCAGGAAGAGACGGAUGCAAUGGAACAGACGGUCUGCCAGGUCUCCGUGGUCUCGACGGUGUCCCAGGACCUAGGGGUCUACCAGGUAUUCCUGGCUCAAAGGGAGACAAAGGUGAACCAGCUGAACUGAACAUUAACUACCUGAAAGGACAAAAGGGUGAAACUGGAUAUGAGGGCAGACCCGGUGACCCUGGUGAGACUGGACCACCUGGACCAAGAGGACCCGAUGGAGCACCAGGUAUGCCUGGUAUACCAGGAAGUAAAGGUUCAACUGGCCCGAAAGGAGACAAAGGUCAAGGCUGCAUAUCAAUUCAAGGACCACCUGGCCCUAUGGGUCUGAAAGGUGACAAAGGUGAAAAGGGUGAAAGUAGUCCUGGAGAAGUAGUUGGACCACCAAUUACAACAACCGGCCCCAAAGGUGACAGGGGUUAUCCAGGUGAAAAGGGUGACGUCGGUCCAAAAGGAGAACAAGGUGAACUUGGAGCACCAGGCUUUCCUGGCGACAGAGGCCCACAAGGAGAGAAAGGUCUUCCAGGUCAACCUGGUCCUAGAGGACGAGAUGGAAAUUACGGACCUACAGGACCUCCUGGGCAGAAAGGUGAUCGAGGUAAUGAAGGUCUAAGAGGUUUGGAUGGAAAGCCUGGACAAAAGGGUGAGCCUGGAGAAUCAGGUCUACAAGGUGUGCCCGGUAUGGUGGGACCGCCUGGUCCACCAGGUGGUGGUAGAGGUUCUCCAGGACCACCAGGCCCUGCUGGUCCACGAGGAUACAGGGGAUUACCUGGACCAAAAGGAUUAGACGGUCUGAAAGGUGAACAAGGGCCACGUGGUGUACCUGGUGCCAAAGGAGGACCAGGUAUCCCAGGACGUGUAGGCAUGGAAGGUUUAGCUGGAGAGAAAGGUCAAAAGGGAGAAGGUGGAAUAAUUGGAAUGCCAGGUGUUCAAGGUCCCAGAGGAUUUAUCGGACCUCCAGGUGCAGAUGGAUUGAGAGGACCAUCAGGAGAGCCUGGUAUUGGACAAUUAGGUCCUAAGGGAGAUGACGGAGUCCCAGGAUACCCUGGACCAAAAGGACAGAAAGGAGAACGUGGCUAUCCUGGUCUAACAGGUGUUCCAGGUGAUUCUGAACAAGGUAAACCAGGUAUUCCUGGAAUGCCAGGUCGUCCGGGUGACAAAGGAGAAAGUGGUCGUCCAGGAAUACCUGGUGCCAAGGGCGAGCGCGGAGAUAAGGGUGAGAUUGGUGGUAGAUGCUUCGACUGUUUACCUGGUUUACCUGGUGAGAAAGGUGAUAGAGGUUUCGAUGGACUUAGAGGUCCUCCAGGAUUUGAUGGAACUCCAGGUGAAAAAGGUCACCAAGGUGAAAGAGGAUUGGACGGUUUGCCUGGUGUACCCGGAGAUCCAGGUUCGCCAGGUCGGCCAGGCUUACCCGGUGCCCCUGGACCAAGUGGAGAAAAAGGCGAAAAUGCCUUAGUACCAUCGAAUAUGCUCAAAGGACAGAAGGGUGACAAGGGUGACAGAGGAUUUCCAGGUAGGCCUGGACCUGCAGGUUUGGAUGGACUUCGAGGGUUCCCCGGAUUGGAUGGACCUAAAGGAGAGGCAGGACUGAAGGGUGAUAGGGGUAUGCCAGGUCUUCCAGGCGUUGAUGGUUCUCCAGGAAGUCCAGGAAGAGAUGGAUUGCCCGGAAUUAAAGGAUUAAGCAUCAAGGGAGAGCCAGGCUACAGUGGUCGAGAUGGUCCAAAGGGUGACAAAGGUGAAGCUGGUUAUCGAGGAGAAAAGGGUAAUCCUGGAGUAUGCCCACCACUUGACUACAGCAGAGGCUUCAAAGGCGCCAAAGGAGAUAAGGGACACAAAGGAGAACCCGGAGCCAUGGGUCUUGAUGGUAUACCAGGAGAACCAGGUUUGCAAGGACUACCAGGAUUAAAAGGUAAUACCGGACCUUUCGGACCACCAGGACCAGUUGGUCCUCGAGGUUUGCCAGGUCCACGAGGUGAGAAGGGCUUAACAGGGCAAAUUGGUUUCCCUGGACAACCUGGGAGAGAUGGUCUUCGCGGUAUACCUGGAUUAUUGGGAUCAAAGGGACAGAAGGGUGAAACAGGUGCAUCAGUUGUAGGACCACCUGGACCAAAGGGUAAUCCAGGACCGUGGGGUCAGAAGGGAGAUCGCGGUCCUACUGGUGAAAGAGGAUUAGACGGAUUAACUGGACAAGUUGGAUAUCCCGGAGACAAGGGCGAAGCUGGUCUUCCUGGUACUCCAGGUCCACCAGGUUUCAUUGGACCAAAAGGUGAGCCUGGACCCGAGGGACCACAAGGAUUACCUGGACCUCCUGGACGACCUGGUAUGGAUGGUAUUAAAGGAGAACCAGGUAUGAAAGGAGAGACUGGUACUCCUGGACUUAUUGGUAUGCCAGGACUAAAGGGAGACCGAGGAGUGCCUGGAAUUGAAGGACAAAAAGGCUUCCAAGGGCCAAAAGGUUCACCAGGGUUGAGAGGCAUGCCUGGACAACCAGGUCUUCCAGGACUGAAAGGAGAUAAAGGUGAACUUGGCUUGCCUGGUCUUGAAGGUGUUCCAGGAGCCCCUGGCCUGCCUGGUCCAAUUGGACCACCUGGACAGAAAGGAGAUAUGGGACCAGUAGGUCUAACUGGAUUGGAUGGUCUUCCUGGACGAGAUGGUGAGAAAGGAGAUGCAGGAUUCACAGGACCAGUGGGACCUAAAGGAGAACCUGGAUCGGUAUCUGAAAAGGGGCAGAAAGGUGAACCCGGACCACCAGGCUUGAGAGGUGUCGACGGCAGAGAUGGCUUCCCUGGUGUUCCAGGUGCAAAGGGUGACGCCGGUAUUCCAGGCUAUGGCCGCCCAGGUCUCAAAGGAGAUAAGGGUGAUCAAGGUCUAAGUGGGCGAGAUGGUUUGCCUGGAAUGCAGGGUGAGAAGGGUGAUCAAGGCUUUUCGGGAAUACGUGGUCUAAAAGGUGACAAAGGAAACAUGGGACCACCAGGAAUACCUGGAACACCCGGUAUUGAUGGUUUACCUGGUCAAGAUGGUCUGCCUGGUCCACCAGGUUACACUGGUGAGAAGGGUAACAAGGGUGAACGAGGUCUGCCAGGAUUUACUGGUGAGAAGGGAGACAAGGGUGUCUUUGGUGUACCUGGACGUGAUGGUGCAAUGGGUGUAAAAGGUGACCGAGGUUUAACUGGAGAACCUGGAGCUCCGGGACCUUCAAUUGAAAUCAAAGGACAGAAAGGUGAAAUUGGUGAAUAUGGCCUUGUAGGAUUACCAGGAGAGAGAGGACUGCCCGGUUUGCGUGGUGACCAAGGUUUUGAAGGGCUUAAGGGUGAUCGUGGUCUCACAGGACCUUCAGGCUUGCCCGGAAUGGAAGGCAGACCGGGAGAGAAGGGUGAUAGGGGUCUUCCUGGAGAAGUCGGUGAGCCUGGACCAGUAGUAAAGGGAGAAAAGGGUCUUCCUGGACUGCCAGGUAAAAAUGGACGAGACGGUUUACCUGGCCAACCUGGUGAAAAGGGAGACAAGGGAUUCCCUGGCUUGAUUGGUCCUCAGGGUGCGCGUGGUAUGCCCGGACUGCAAGGACGGCAAGGAGAGAAGGGUGAUAGAGGACUUACUGGUGCACCUGGACGCGAUGGCAUUGACGGUGCUCCUGGACUUCUGGGUCCGAAGGGUGAUCCUGGUUUCCCAGGCCCUAAGGGUAAUAUGGGUAUGCCUGGUGGCCCAGGGCUACCUGGUGAAAAGGGUGACAGAGGACCACAGGGUAUGCCUGGUCUCAAUGGUUUCGAUGGUAUCAAGGGAGAUCGAGGGUUCCCUGGACCUGAAGGACCCAUGGGUCUCGUUGGUAUGCCUGGUGAGAAGGGUCUGCCUGGUCAACGUGGUCUCAAUGGUCGAGAUGGUUUGCCAGGACUGAAGGGAGACAAGGGAGAACCAGGACUGGUUCCUCCACCAGGUCCUAAAGGAAAUCCAGGUAGACCUGGUAGAGAUGGUGAGAAAGGAGAUCGAGGACCUCCUGGACCACAAGGUAUUCAGGGACUACAAGGCGAACGCGGAGAGAAAGGUGAUCAAGGCUUCCCAGGUUUAUCUGGACCUCAAGGCUUACAAGGACUUCGUGGUGAAAUUGGUGUUGCUGGACCACCAGGUUUAGAUGGUCGACCUGGAUCACCUGGACCAAAAGGUGAUCCAGGAUUGGCCUGUACUCAUGCUCCAGACUACCUAUCAGGUAUCUUGCUUGUGAAGCACAGUCAAUCGGAGGAGAUACCUCAAUGUGAAGCUGGGCAUGUUAAACUAUGGGAGGGAUACUCACUGCUCUAUGUGGAUGGAAAUGACUAUCCACACAAUCAAGACCUAGGAUCUCCGGGAUCAUGUGUUAGGAAAUUCUCUACACUGCCAGUGAUCACGUGCUCAAACAACAAUGUCUGCAAUUAUGCCUCACGCAAUGAUCGAAGCUUCUGGCUGUCUACAACAGCUCCUGUACCCAUGAUGCCCGUUGUAGAGGAAGACAUGAGACAAUACAUCUCACGAUGCGUUGUCUGCGAGGUUCCAUCCAACGUUAUCGCCGUGCACAGUCAAACCCUAGAUAUUCCUCUCUGCCCAGCAGGAUGGGAGGGUCUCUGGAUUGGCUACAGUUUCCUGAUGCACACUGGCGUUGGUAAUGGAGGAGGAGGUCAAGCCCUAUCGGGUCCUGGAUCCUGCCUUCAGGACUUCCGAACAACACCUUUCAUCGAGUGCAACGGUGGAAAGGGUCACUGCCACUACUACGACACACAGACCAGCUUCUGGCUCGUCACCGUCGACGAUCAGCAGCAAUUUACGCGACCGCAGCAAGAUACCCUCAAGGCGGGUCGACUGCUAACGCGUGUUUCGCGAUGCCAAGUGUGUAUAAGAAACUAAUUUUUUUUUGUAUAGAAUCCUCAAUGGACGUUAAUGCCGUAAAUUUACAAUUUUUUUACCACGUUCUUGCCUUUCAUAUUGCAAUAAGGCGCAUUUAUACCAAAAAAUCAAAGAUGAAUGUAAGAGAUAACAGAAACUUUGCAAUUUCCAUCGUCUAAUUAGUUAUGAUUAUUUUUUUUUAAUUGCUUCAAAUGUUAUUUGUUCUUAUUACCUUUUUUACUGUAAUAUUUUUCUCGAUUCAAAUGGUUUUGUAAAAGUAUGUAAAAAAUAAAUAAUAAAGUUAACAACUGUUUUGUAAAUUAGAAGAAUGAACAGCUAAAAACCUCUUAAAUAUUCAAAAAAAAAUUAAAUAAAAAUAACUACAACGUAUUCACAAAUCUUUACAAACUUUUACAAAGUCCUUAUUAUCGAGGUUGCUAUGUAAUUUUCACACUUUCUUCCAAUUCUUUUAUUUCUUUGGUCAAAUUUGAAAAAAAAACUAAUUUAGUCACAUUUAAUAGUUUUGAUGUUAAACUUAUCGAAUUUUUACCAUAAAAAAUCCGCGCUUCUUUUAUCCACUGAUAAUGUUUCGUAACCGAGAUUUUAUAUUCAAAUCACAGCUCUAUAAAUCCGUUUUUGUUUUAAUCUAAAUAAAUAUUAAAAAAAAAUUGUCUUUUUGUUAUGAAGAAAAUAAAAGAAUGAAUGUCACAAACCUUAUAAUAAUAAUAAUGUGAUAUGUUAUUAAAAACAAAAAAUCUUAAUUAUACUAUAUAAACUGCCCUGUCUUGAAAUUAAACAAAAAAAAUAACUUUAAAAGCAAUUGUGUUCGCUGUUAAAAUUUUAAAAAGUGCCAUUUAAUAGGAAGAAAAAAAUGCAUUGAAAAGAUCGUGUUCAGUUAUCCAAUUUUUCUUCAUUCGAUGUUUCUCUAUAUAUUUUUUUUAAAGUAAUUUAUACCUUAAAUAGAAGUCCAAAACAUAUUUUUUGUUUUUGAGAAAUAAAAAAAAUGCACAGCAGAUGAAGAAAAGGAAAUAACUUUCAAUAAUACUGCCUAAUAAAAUGAAAAUAUUUCGAACGAAAUGUAAUGUAUGUAAUAUCAAUAAAACAAUUGUAUUAAAAAUACA
Molecule: messenger RNA, 6810 nt
Organism: Phlebotomus papatasi
Lineage: Eukaryota; Metazoa; Arthropoda; Insecta; Diptera; Psychodidae
Gene: Col4a1
Product: collagen alpha-1(IV) chain
Exons: 8
Coding region: 314-5710 (1798 amino acids)
Cellular component (GO): collagen trimer
Molecular function (GO): extracellular matrix structural constituent
Source: RefSeq, a predicted model, not a curated record